UGUACAACAUAUCCGCCGGUUGGAAAAUACUUGGAAACCAAAAAAAAAAUUCGUUCACCAUUUUUGCUGUAAUAAACAGAACAAGUUUGAACAUAGAGUGACCGAGUGAGAUAUGAAGAAGCUCACUGCAAUUGUUUCCAUUUUCGUGAUCUUAACUUUCUCUUUUCAUGAAAUCGCGUAUGUUUCUUCAUCUCCUCUCUUACACCACGCAAAACAGGUUCACGAAGAGAAAUCUUCUACUGUAAGAAAUCUUGAACAGGAUCAAGAGCAUGCUGGUGAAGUGCAUUGCUCUAGAGAAAGAAGUAGGGCAGCUCGGAAAGUGAUAGAACAGUACUUGACACCGUUUGUUGAGCGAGAAAACUAUCAUUUUUCAAGAAACUGUAGACUUCACCCUGAAAAUGAUAUAUUCAGGGAUCAGGAGGAGCAUAAAAUUUUCGUAGACAGGCAUGAUUGGCGGUGUGGAUAUUGUAGAAAAGUUUUCCGUGAAGAAAAAUUUCUUGAUCAGCAUUUUGAUAACAGGCACUCCAAUCUUCUGAAUGUAAGUCAUGAUAAUUGCUUGGCUGAUUUAUGUGGAGCAUUGCAUUGUGAUGCUGUUAUGAAUUCCAAGUUCUCUAGAACUAAGUGUUAUCCAGCAGCUGCCGCAAAAAACCGUCACCUAUAUUUUGUCCAGAGUCUUGCUGACAGUUGCUUUUCCAUAAGCCAGGGGCCAUCAGCAAGCCGUCUUCAUGAAUUGUUUAUACACCAGUUUUGUGAUGCUCACACCUGCUCAGGGAAACAGAAGCCCUUCUCUAGAGGAGGCAAGGAGCAAAGUAGUUUCUUCCGCCUGGCUGCUGGAGCAUUGAUCUUGGUGCUACUUCCUGUGUUCUAUCUUUUUCUUUAUCUUGUUCAAAGUUGCAGUGAUAUGAAGGGUCGAACUCAGGAGCUUCGUCGCAUCUCAAAAGCAGGAUGGAAAGUCAAACCAUCAUGAGUCAUGAAUGGUGUGCCUCUUGCCCACUAUCAUCAUCUAGGGUGAAUGGUUUGACAUAGAUGGGAAGAUCCAAAGAUGUAUUGCUUAAUGUUGAUUUUAGACUUUCCUCCAAGAAGAUUCACCAUGGACGUCCAUGUCAAUCAAAGAAAUCUAGAGAACUCUUAUGGAGUGCAUGAAGGAAAUCAAGCUUCACGGUCGUCAAAAACCUUCCCUGCCAGUGACUGGGAAGUAUCAAGUGUUAAUUGAUGAUCAUACAUCUUUCGACUUUUUUCGCUUAAGCAAAGAACUUCGUUGUAAGAAGAAAUUAAAGAUGUAUUUGGAAUGAAAUGGAAAGUUCGGAUUAUGGUAAAGUAAAACACUGUCAUACUAAAGCAGUAAAGCCCAGGUGAAGCCCACUCAUUCAGUACGGUGAGGAGGAGACCAUGUUUUAUAGGAAUUUGAAUUUGAAUUUGAUGUUGACUGACCCUUCCCCUUAAUCAUGAGAAAAAGGUAUUGACUC
Arachis ipaensis is the source of this 1466-nucleotide messenger RNA. Lineage: Eukaryota; Viridiplantae; Streptophyta; Magnoliopsida; Fabales; Fabaceae. The record is from RefSeq and is a predicted model, not a curated record.